UUGACAACCCAAACCAACCUUGAACCCAUAAGAAGUUCCAAGAUUUAGUGACCUUUUUGUUAGCACUCCAAAUAUAAGUGAUCCUUUAUGCUAUUGACCAAUUGUGAUGGUUAUUCAAGAAACAAAGACCAUUCAAUAGUUGAUAAAUAAUUUACGCUGUUCAUGUCAACAACAAUCAGAGUGGCGCAGCGGAAGCGUGGUGGGCCCAUAACCCACAGGUCCCUGGAUCGAAACCAGGCUCUGAUAAAUUUUUAAGCCCUCUUCUUUUUCCCACCAGACUUUCGCGGGCCGACGCAACAUUUCAAUUUUCAAUAGGCCGAACCAAGCCCACAAAGAUUUUCUCCAGCCCAAUACGGUCAUACUCGAAAUCCCAGAAUUCCAUUAUCCAUUCCCACCACAGACGCCGUCCUCUGUUUUCCAGAGAGAACAUUACCAGACGAUGAGAUAAGUUCUUCUUUUCUCCUUCCUCCAGCUAGAAAAACACUCCCAAAUUCUCAAACAAUGGCGACGGCUUCAGCAACAACAGGAGUUUUGCUGGGAAACACCAUGAAUUUUCGCCUCUCCAGCAACAACGCCCGUUUCCCAAGGCCGCCGCUGCCCACUUCUUCCUUGUCCAAUUCCGCCGCCGUCUCAGACCUCAGCUCCCUCACUUCCCAAUUGAGCGGCAUUCGCAUCUCCUCCGAAUCUCCCUGCUCCUUCCAACCCUUCAAGACGGCUCUCCAGCCCGUUGUCGCCCGGAGAAUCUGUCCAUUCACAGGGAAGAAAGCGAACAGGGCAAACAAGGUGUCGUUCUCCAACCACAAGACCAAGACGCAGCAGUUCGUGAACUUGCAGUACAAGAGGGUUUGGUGGGAGGCAGGGAAGCGAUGGGUGAAGCUCCGUUUGUCGACUAAGGCGUUGAAGACCAUCGAGAAGAAUGGCCUCGACGCCGUCGCUAAGAAGGCCGGCAUCGAUCUUCGCAAGUUGUAAUCCACUCAGAAAGCAAGUUUUUUUCUUUAAGCUUUUCAAGGUUGCCCAUUACUUUCAGCAGGUUUCGUACCUAGAAGACCCAAUGUACUGCAGUUCAAAUUUAUGUUUCUAGUCAGUUGCUGCUACUUUCUUUUGGAGGCAAAACUGUUGCAAUCCUUCUAAUUGAGUGCAGAGAUCGAUCGCCUUUGUUUUGACGAGAGCUGUUUGCAAUUUGAUAUUUAGGCGGAGGAUGAACUAUGGGGUUCUGUCAUCCUCUGCAACACAGGUAGAGGUGACCCAGAAGCAUGAUCAGAAAAGACCAUAAGAGAUGAUGAACAAGGUAAACUGUUGAUAGUGUCAACUUACAUAUGUAUUGGAAAAGAUUGAUGAGAUGUGGAGCACAGGAGCACUGCUAUCGGGUGCUAGUCCUGUGGAUUCUGGGAACUUGUGGAGAUCAGAUGGCGACUUGAGCUCAUUCAAAUGCACUGCUGGGUUUCACUCUCAAACUCUGAUGAAGCGGAGAAUGGGUUCGAAGUGAUUUACUCCAUCUUUUUAUUACCUUGUGACUGGCUGCAAGUCUGCAACUACUAUGAAAUGGAAUACCAGGAGGUUUGGCUGCAACUGCGAGAGCAUGUUCAUUGUUCAACGCUAUGAUCCUGCCUUCACACUCAGUAUGAGCUCCAACCACAACCUGUACCACAAACAGGAAGCCUCUUUUGAGUUUAAGCCAGCCCUGCAUCAUAUUUGAACAACUUGUGAUCGAAAUCGUCAGUGCCUCACCAUGAUCGCUCCAGAAAUCAUGGCAGAUACUGCUGAAUCUGUUAUCACAGUUUGUCCUAAAACAUCACGCAGUUAGAUCUCAGCUGAGCAGGAGGAUCCUUUGUUACCUAAGUGGUAGCCAAAUUGUUAACGGAUCAGUUGUGAUGAACAAUUACACAACUAAGAGGAGAAAAAAAAGACACUGUGGAGUUAACAGCAGGGAGUUUCAGACUUUGGAGCCACUUCAGCGACAAAAACCCUGAAAAAUCUGUUCUUUGCAGCACAAGAACAAAGGGUUAUUUGUCAGAGUAACUCUCAAGUUAAAGAGUUAAUUAGUAUUCAACGUUAGGGUGUUCUUGAGUUUGCUUGUGGUGGAAUGAGUUGUUAGUACGGAUCUGCCAGCAGCACCUUUAAAUCAAUGAUUAAUAUUUUGAGAAUGAAAUUCAAUUCUUUAAAAAAAAAAUUCAAACUGGCUUCAAAUACACUCUUCUUUCCUAAUCUUAUGAUGUAAAUGGACGUCCUAACAUAAGCAAUUGGUUAAAGUUGCAUCUAGAUUGUCAACUAUGGUGUGAUUUGAAGUAUAGAUUCAAUGACUCUAUAGAUUUAAGCAUAAAAUUAUGUUUUUUUCCUGUGUUUUUUUUAUCGUGAAGGUUAUUUUUAGAAAUUUCAAAUAUCCAAAGUCGAGAAAUAUAAAACCUUGCAUAACCAUAUAGUUUUUUAUUAAUAAUAAUAUAGAUUUUAUAUCUUGAUUUGCGAGAUUUUUUUUUUCUAUUUUACCCCUUUCUAUUUUUAUUCCACUAAAUACCAUUACUUAUAAAUUAUCAAUAUUUCUUCAACCACCCUAAUUUUUGGUUAAAGAUAAACAUGUCUAUAAUUUUUAUUUUUCAUUGAGGUAAACAAUCAUAGUUACCAAACAAAAAAUUUAAAACCUUUUCCAACAAUCCAAAGUUUAGACUUUUUGAAUCUAGAACUUCAUACCACAAUUCUCCCAACGAGCUCUAAAUGAAGGGUUGAAGAAUUAUGUUAGGGCUUUGGAUUACUUUUUUCCCCGGAUUGAGGACGAAUUCUGAAUUAGCACUUUAAAGCACAUACACUCGACCGUCAUCUAUAUCGUAGCGGCAUGUCAAAUGCUUAAUUUCGAUUAAAAGAUCAUCUUUCAA
Linum trigynum is the source of this 2867-nucleotide messenger RNA. The record is from the annotation of a GenBank genome assembly. NCBI's taxonomy places the organism in Eukaryota, Viridiplantae, Streptophyta, Magnoliopsida, Malpighiales, Linaceae.